Messenger RNA from Gastrolobium bilobum, 2876 nucleotides. RefSeq names its product cryptochrome-1. The record is from RefSeq and is a predicted model, not a curated record. Bases 746 to 2725 code for a protein of 659 amino acids. The transcript is spliced from 5 exons. Lineage: Eukaryota; Viridiplantae; Streptophyta; Magnoliopsida; Fabales; Fabaceae. Gene Ontology annotation, biological process: entrainment of circadian clock by photoperiod; circadian regulation of gene expression; blue light signaling pathway. Gene Ontology annotation, cellular component: cytoplasm; nucleus. Gene Ontology annotation, molecular function: blue light photoreceptor activity; FAD binding; DNA binding.
UGUAUCUGUCUUCCACUAUCAUUAGUGUACGUCUCUUCUCCCUCCCAUGUGAUCUACCCACGUGAUCAUCAUACACUAAUGAGAUCCUCACAACUCUCCUCAACACACUUCCGUGAUUCAAUCACUUUUGCCUCCUUUUAUGCCUCUAUACACUGCAUGCUAUCUAUGCCUUUAAUUUAGGCUAUGUUUUAUUUUAUUUUAUUUUAUUUUGUGCUUGCUUGACUUUGAUGGGGUUGUGAAUACUGAAUGAAUAUCUUGCUUAUGGGUAUUUGAUGGCUUCCUCCUCAUAUAGCACAAGUCUGAAGUGGAUUUUUGAGGCUGGAAUUGAAGAAAUUGCCAGUGAGUGAGACAUGUGGGGAAGGGUUCUCCUCUGAGUUGGAUUUAGGUUGGAAUGGAUACCUUACAGAAAGCAGAUUGGAAGGCAAGUUGGACAUCCUGAUAAGCUACAUGUUAGGUCUACUUCAUCAGUGAUUUGAGGCUCUUAUCUUGUUCUGCUAUAGAUAUCUUCUUUACAUUUUUGACAAAAUUCCAGAUCCAACCUUUCUAUCCAUAAUCUAGGCUAUCAAUCUUCAUUCUUCAGAUAUUUUUCUCUUGGUAGGGAUCUUGAAUAGUAAAAUCUUGGACUUUUGAGGUGAACUCUAUGCUUUUUUGUUGGGUAUAAGAAACUUGUGGAGAAGCUACUCAGAGCUAUUAUUUGAGGUAUAAAGCUUUGGCUAUGCCAUGAAAAAACUAAGUAUACUACAAUAUGGGUAGCAACAGGACCAUUGUUUGGUUUAGAAGGGACCUUAGAAUUGAGGACAAUCCUGCAUUAGCUGCUGCAGCCAGGGAUGGUUCUGUAUUCCCUGUGUAUAUAUGGAGCCCUAAAGAGGAAGGACAGUUUUAUCCAGGACGAGUGUCAAGAUGGUGGCUGAAGCAGUCUCUUGUUCACUUGGAUCAGUCUCUGAAAUCUCUUGGAGCCGGACUAGUGCUGAUCAAAACCCACAGUACUCUUACAACUCUUUUGGAGUGUAUAAAUGCUAUUCAAGCAACAAAAGUUGUGUUUAACCAUCUCUAUGAUCCAGUUUCGCUUGUCCGUGAUCACAACAUCAAAGAAAAACUAGUUGAACUUGGCAUAUCUGUACAAAGCUACAAUGGGGAUCUGUUGUAUGAGCCAUGGGAAGUAUAUGACGAGAGUGGACAUGCUUUUACAACUUUUGAUCCUUUUUGGAAGAAAUGCUUGCACAUGCAAAUGAAAGCUGCUUCACUUAUUCCUCCAUGGCAAUUAAUUCCAGCUGAAGGAAAAGUUGAGAAAUGUUCAAUUGAAGAACUAGGUCUUGAAGAUGAAUCAGAAAAACCCAGCAAUGCAUUACUAGGACGAGCAUGGUCUCCAGGUUGGAGCAAUGCUGACAAGGCUUUAACCGAGUUUGUGGAGCAGCACCUACUUCACUACUCCAAGAAUAGGCUAAAGGUUGGUGGAGACUCCACCUCACUCUUGUCCCCAUAUCUUCAUUUUGGAGAAUUGAGUGUGAGGAAAGUUUUUCAAUUAGCACGUAUGAAGCAGAUAUUAUGGGCAAAUGAAGGCAAAAGUAUUGGUGAAGAGAGUGUAGCUCUUUUCCUCAGGGCCAUUGGACUUAGAGAAUACUCACGUUAUCUUUGUUUCAAUUUUCCAUUCACCCAUGAGAGAGCAAUCCUUGGGAACUUGAAGUUUUUUCCUUGGAAUGCUGAUCCUGAUAACUUUAAGACUUGGAGACAAGGUAGAACUGGCUAUCCUUUAGUUGAUGCAGGGAUGAGAGAACUUUGGGCAACAGGAUGGAUACACAACAGAAUAAGAGUAAUAGUCUCUAGUUUUGCUGUGAAAAUGUUGCUUCUACCCUGGAAAUGGGGAAUGAAAUAUUUCUGGGACACACUUUUGGAUGCAGACCUUGAAAGUGAUAUCUUGGGGUGGCAGUAUAUCUCAGGAUGCCUACCAGAUGGUCACGAGCUUGAGCGCUUGGACGAUCCUGAGAUUCAAGGGGCUAAAUUUGAUCCAGAAGGUGAAUAUGUAAGGCAAUGGCUACCUGAGUUGGCAAGAAUGCCAACUGAAUGGAUCCAUCAUCCUUGGGAUGCACCGCUUAGUGUGCUUAGAGCAUCAGGAGUUGAGCUUGGUCAAAAUUAUCCAAAGCCAAUAAUUGACAUAGAUUUGGCCAGAGAAAAACUGACUCAAGCUAUAUUCAAAAUGUGGGAAACUGAGGCAGCUGCAAAAGCUGCUGGCUCUGAACCAAGGAACGAAGUUGUUGUUGAUAACUCCAACAAUGUUGAAAAUCUGGACAUUCCAAAAGUUGUCUUGAAGGGCAAGACUCCAUGUGCUACUAUUUCAGCUAAUGAUCAGAAGGUGCCAGCAUUUGAGGAUCCCAAGAAUGACCCUUCUAUUCGGAAGAGAUCAAAAUGUAUGGUAGAGGAAGGUCAGAACCAGGAUAAUUCACAAAAUCAUAACAAAGAUAAUGGGGUGUCAGGCAUUAUUGAUCAAGACAUGUGUUCCACAGCUGAAUCUUCAUCAUCUAAGAAGCAGUGUACAAGUACAUAUUCGUUUUCUGUUCCACAACAGUGUUCCUCAUCUUCUAAUCUAAAGUGGCCGUGGCAAGAACAGAUUGACAUGGAACAAAGUUCAAGCAAAGAUGGUAAGCAUACUUAUGUUUUCAAGGAAGAAAAGAAAAGAAAUGAAAAUACAGUCUUAAAAAAAUCUUUAGAACUUUUUUUUUUUGAAUAAAUGUUUGUGAUAAUACUCAAGCUGAAUGAAGAAAGCUUUAGAACUGGAUACAAGUAAUAGCAUAAUUGUUAAGUUUCAGCUACAACUGAAUACAACAGUAAUGAAAGUCUCUGGAAAGGAAAUUACAACUGGAUAAUUAUAUGAUUUAUAU